AUGGCACUGGAGGAGCUGAUGGCAGCUACCAACAAUUUUAGUGAGAAGAACGUGGUCUCAGAGGGAGGGAGGCAGGCGCUGAACGUGGUGUACCGGGGAGUCCUAGGGUCAGAGGGGCUGCAAGUGGCAGUGAAGCGGUUCCAGAAGAAGGAGUGGGAGGACGCUCAGCAGUUUGCCGCAGACGCGACAGCAGUGGGCAGCAUUCGCUACCCGGGGCUCACAUCACUACUGGGCUUCUGCUGUGAGGGCGAGCACAGACUGCUCGUGUCUGAUUUCAUGCCCAACUGCACGCUCGCGCAACACCUCUUCCACUGGGAGCAGCGCCCCAUGACCUGGCUGGCACGGCUGGCAGUCGCCAUGCGUGUGGCUCAAGCGCUGGAGCAUCUGGGGCGGGAGAAGGGAAUGCCUGUGUAUCAUGACCUUAACCCGUACAAAGUGCUGCUGGAUAAGGACAACCAGCCAAAACUCUCAUGCUUCGGCCUCAUCAAGCCUCUUAAGGACGGUCGCUACAGCUCCAAUCUAGACUAUUUACCUCCGGAGCAGCUGUUGCAUGGGAGAGUGACAGCAGAGAGUGUGGUGUACAGCUUCGGACUCAUUCUUCUGGCUCUCUUUAGUGGCAAGAGCAUUCGUCCCACACAGUUCCUAGAGAUGGUGGAGGAGAAGCAGGAUCUAUCCCUCCUGCUCGACAGCAACCUCCUCUCGCACGCACCGAGCGUUGAAUUCGCCCUCGAGCUCGUGCCUCUGAUUGCUGAGUGUCUCAAGAAAGACCCGGCUGAUCGCCCCCCCAUGGACAGCAUUGCAGAGUUCCUUGGGAUACUGGACGACCGCAGCAGGGGCAUUGGCAAUUCACUUGGCCUUGCGGGAGAGGGAGAGGAGAGAGAUGGGGGAUGCGCUCCAGCUGCCGCUGCUGCUGCAGCUGCAGCGUCACCGUUGGCCCGUGCGGCCAUGGAAGGGGACUGGGAGGUGCUUCACCGGAGGCUGGUCACUGUGUCCUUCACUCCGCCUCAAGAGCCAUCCUUUGAGGUGUGGAACGCUGAAGUGCAGGAUCUGGUGUCAUCCAGGCAGAGGGGAGACAAGGCGUUCAAGAGCCAGCAAUGGGAAGAGGCGAUCGCUCUCUACACCAAGUUCCUCAAGUGUGACUCUCCCCCAAUCCCCGUGCUGUUUGCGCGGCGUUGCUUGUCCCAUCUGCAACUGGGGCACUGGGAAGAAGCCUACCAGGACGCCCUACAGGCCCAGCAGUCGAAACCCGCUUGGCCUGAGGCAACCUACCUAGUAGCUGCUGCACUGAUUCGAUUGGGAAGGGUUGACGAGGGACAGGAGAUGAUUGCUGCAGCGGGCAGACUAGAAAACAAGGCAGGCCAAAUGGCGCGCUGCCGCGGUUUCAUACACCGCCGCAGUGGCUGGGGAAGCUUUGUUAAUAACCGACGCGCUUGCUGCGCGGGGACGGUUGCGCUCCUUGCGCUCAUCGCUGCUCUUUCCGCAACUUCUCCAGCAUCCGCGCAGUAUCUCUUCCCCGCCAUCCCCGCGCCCCCUCCCCCGAACACUUCCGACGCUGCUUCCGCCACAGCCGCUUCCGCUUCACCCCUCCCAAACGGGCAACGCAAUAACGGGGAGGAAAUCGACGAGGACGCGCUACCAGUGGUGACUAUAGCGGGGCCUCGGUUAUGGGAAGUACCCGGACGGCAACCAGAUAAACCCGCUUCACUAUCUUCCGCCACGUCAGCAGUUACAACCGCUGCCACGUCAGCGACAGGUUCGUCUGGGUCAACUAGACGACCCAGUGGCGAGGAACUCUAUAUCGUGUAUUUCAGAAACGUGCCGUCCGUUAUAGACUACAAGGGCGGCAUUGCGGGGUUUGCUGCUACAGCCGCUCCUGCUAUAGGCGAUGGCCUUACAGCCUACGCUGCUACAGCCGCCACAGAUGAUGAUGAUGAUGAUGGUGGUGACGUGGAAGGUUUGGAGGCUGGAUACGAUUCGGAUGCUACAGGGACCCCGUAUGCUUCAGGUGGUGCUGCUGGCGCAGGCGCAAGGGGCGUGGGCGGAAGGAGCGGAGGCGCAAGGAACGGAGGCGGAAGGAGCGCAUCAGUGGCGACAACAGGACAAGAAAACGCAACAAUGGCAUCUGUAGCCACAGCAGGAGUAGUAGGCGUGAGAGGAGGGGCAGCAGGAGGAGUAAGACGAGCAAGAUCAAGGGCAGCAGCAGGCAGAGCAGCGGCAGCGGCGGCGGCGGUGCAGGCGAUGGGGGCGCUGGACGGCCCGCGCGGCAGCAGGCGCGCGGACGAGCGCGAGAGCGACGUGCGCGCGUUCGCGCAGUUCGUGGGGGGCGUGCAGCAGCACAUGCUGCAGGCCGCCGGUAUUCCCAAGAACCGCAUUGUGCACAGCUACCGCUACGUGUUGAACGGAGUGAGCGUGAAGCUGACUCGUUCAGAGGCCCACCGCUUGCAGCGCCACGAGUCGGUUCUCAAGGUGGAAAGGUCUCAGACGGUGUCAGUUCAGACCAUCCACACGCCGCAGUUCCUGCAGCUGCCCUCGCGCGUGUGGCCGAGCGUGGGCGGGAGGAGCAAGGCGGGCAACGGCAUGAUCAUUGGGGUUGUGGAUACGGGUAUCUGGCCCGAGCACCCCAGCUUUAGCGAUAAGGGCUACCCCCCCGUUCCUCCCCGGUGGCGAGGCACGUGCAUGACGACAGCCGACUUCAAGGGCUGCAGCAAGAAGAUCAUCGGCGCGCGCUACUUUGCCGAGGGGCUCGUGGCGUCUGGUGGCGCUGUGGACCCAUCCACUGAGUACCUGUCUCCCAGGGACGCCAGCGACCAUGGCACGUGGUGUGCGGGGGCCGCAGCAGGCAAUCCGGUAAAAGUGUCGGGAGGAGGGGUGCAGUUCGGCACAGCGAGUGGCAUGGCGCCCAGAGCUCGGAUUGCAGUCUACAAGGCCAUCUGGGUGCAGGGCAAGCUGGCCGUUGGAUCAGACUCGGACGUGUUUGCAGCCGUUGAUCGCGCGGUGGCGGACGGUGUGGAUGUGCUGAGCAUGUCCGUGGCGAUCAACGAGGAGACCUACUUCAAGCAUCUGGCCAUGCUCAGGGCUGCGAGGGCAGGGGUGUUUGUGUCACUGGUAGCGGGCAACAGCGGGCCUCCCCCCGGAAGCCCCAAGAUUUAUCGCACGCUCACCAACCUCUCGCCUUACUACAUCACCGUUGCUGCCAGCACGUCCAGCCAAGCCUGGCCGCCCCAAGCCAGGCUGUCGCUGGGCAACAGGCAGAGCUACCUGGGGGACACGCUGCUGGGGGGCAGCACUGCCACGCGCCAGCUGCCUCUGGUGGACGCCAAAACCGCCCCUGCUGCAGGGUACACGGCGUCCCAGGCAGAGGCGUGCAUGGCCUACUCGCUCUCGCCCUCCAAGGUGCGGGGUAAGAUCGUGGUGUGCUGUACGGGGUUCUCCUACGCGAGCGAGAAGGCAGCGGAGGUGGCGAGGGUGGGCGGGCGGGCGAUCAUUGUGGUGCCGUACGCCAAUGGGGAGGGCGCCGUGAAGGCCGUGGCCUUGGGAUUGCCGGGGCUGUUCCCCGUGUACUGGAAGGGCAAGGCCAUCCGGGAGUAUAUUCGCAGCACACCCAACCCCACCGCAACCCUUUCGGCGCUCUUCCUACCCAAGCAAGUCGCGCCCGAAAUGGCCUCCUUUUCCGGCACAGGCCCUGCAGUCAACCCCGCUGACGGCUUCUACGACAGCAGCAAGAUCACCAACGCCAUCUUAAAGCCCGACAUCACCGCGCCUGGCGUCUCUCUCCUCGGCCCCAUGGCUGCCGGAUCCACCUCUGAAGGAUCCUUCCGCGCGCUUUCCGGGACGUCCAUGGCGGCUCCACACAUAGCGGGAAUCGCGGCGCUGCUCAUGCAAAAAUACCCGACCUGGAGUCCCGCGGCGGUGAAAUCCGCGAUGCUAACGACGGCGUAUACGACCAACACGGCGAGGAAAUUUAUCCGAACUGCAAAAGGACAAAUGGCGUCACCCUGGAAUUACGGAUCCGGGCACGUUUACCCCGCGAAAGCGCUCGAUCCGGGGUUGGUGUAUGAUGUUGGUAUGAUGGGCUACUUGUCGUUUCUGACGGGGGUCGAUCGCGCGCAAGCCAAGGCGGCGUUUCCGCAGUGGAACGUGGCUCCCAUCCAACCGUUCAAUCUCAACCAACCGAAUAUCUGUGUGCCAAAGUUACGGAGCACCGUGACGGUUUAUCGAAGUGUGACUAAUGUGAGCGGGAAGCAGUCGAGGUAUUAUGCGACGGUGGUUGCUCCGAAGAAUGUCGCCGUAACUGUGCGUCCGACGAGCUUCGUGAUUGGCCCGGGCAAGUCGCAGGCUUUCACGGUUACCCUACGCCCGACGGCUGCGUCAGGCGCGUUUUCAUUUGGCAGUCUGACGUGGUCGGAUGGGGUACACUCGGUGAGAUCGGUGCUGGCAGUACAACCUAUUGCGGCGUAG
Messenger RNA from Closterium sp. Yama58-4, 4458 nucleotides. Lineage: Eukaryota; Viridiplantae; Streptophyta; Zygnematophyceae; Desmidiales; Closteriaceae. The record is from the annotation of a GenBank genome assembly.